This is a messenger RNA of Lytechinus variegatus (green sea urchin), 1924 nucleotides long. RefSeq names its product twitchin-like. Gene Ontology annotation, molecular function: protein binding. The record is from RefSeq and is a predicted model, not a curated record. Lineage: Eukaryota; Metazoa; Echinodermata; Echinoidea; Temnopleuroida; Toxopneustidae. The transcript has 7 exons. Bases 304 to 1794 code for a protein of 496 amino acids.
CAUUGUAUCGCAACGCAUCUUUCGUAAAAUCAAGAGAGGCCUUCCCUUUGGUCGCCCUGAUUGGACCAGAUUGCCGCGCAGUAAGCAUCACAUUUUCAUAAUAAUCAUAAUGAUAUGUGAAUAGCUCUGAGGAUGACUGUAUAAUCAGCUAGUAUUGAUGUGGAACGAAAUUAAGAAAUAAGAACAACACAAAGGUGACUCUGGAAGAAUUCACCGAGCAAUUCGAAUAUUGGCAACGCUGCUAUUUAUCGUCAUUGGAUACUACCAUAAUAUUAUUCCAGCUUGGACCGAAUAUUACAUGAAAUGGAAUCUGCAGGUGUGGUGUGUAUGGUGUGUGUCGUGUUGGUCUUAUUAGUUUACUCGUCUGUGAUCUCAUAUUUCUACUUCAAAGAUAGCAAUCCAACCUUGCCAACUCUGAAGAACGCACCCGAAGUGAUAAGCGUUACGACCUCGUAUGUUUGGGUGUCAUGGCAUCUAAAUUACAAUGGUAACGGUCCAGUCUGCGGGUCAACUGUCUAUCUCCAAAAUCCCUCAUCGACAUCGUGGACGAGUGUUGGUUUUGUUCCCGUUGAAGAAGAUGCAAACUUCUACCAAUUCGCAAUUGACCGACUGGACGCAGGGACCAGCUAUGGUAUAAGUGUACGUCUUCUCCAUUGCUCUGGGAAAGAAGGGACAUCAAGUCCCGAACUGUCCGCGUCAACACAGAAUUAUGUUUUGCCCAGCUUGCACCAACACCCUAGCACAAUAGCAUCAGGAACAACCUAUGCAACUGUCCUAUGGCAAGAUGAAUACGUCGGUGAUGGACCUACGUGCGGCUAUGCUAUCGACAGGAGGGGUCUCGGGGAUGACGCCACGCCUUGGACGACUGCGGGUCUCGUGCCAUUGCAACCGGGUCCACAGUCUGUGGAACAGAGUGUCUUCAACCUAACUGGCUUAGAGCCGUCUAUGGGGUACCAGGUCUCAGUAAGACCUAUCUUGUGCGACGGUACAAGAAUUAUUCAACUCGGAGAAGGACCAUUAUUGUCUCUGAGGACUUCCACAAUUGAACCACCGACUUUGACGAUGGCCCCUGUUCUGACCAAUCUUUCAACGUCACACGCGGAGAUCGAGUGGACUAGCGACCACCACGGGGAUGGCCCUAUCUGUGGAUACGAUAUCAACCUCAAGAAGCACGUCGGCGAUAACAACGAACCGUGGCUUAGUGUCGGGUUCGUACCGGUUGGCAACGAGCUCGAGUUCUACAUCGGGCAACUUGAGGCGGAUACCGGUUAUCUAGUCGCUGUUUCGGUCAUCAAUUGCUUAUCGGGUGGGGAAGGUCCACGACGGCCUGCGUUAUCCUUCAGGACCAUCGCGCCUGUGACAGAGGCUAUCACAGUUACAUCUCAUACGGUUUCUCCAGCGGCAGAUGGAACUGAUAUGACUGAAAUCCCGCCAGCAACGGCGACGUCUGCCUGCCCGAUCAUCCCAGAGGUGAACUGUACAGAGUGUCUUCAAAAUACUACACUCAGCAUGCCUGUAUACGGGGAAUGCCAUGACUGGAAGCUGGCUUUUGUUGUCGCUUUACCUUCGCUCCUUUUUCUUCUAGGAUUACUUGUUUUGAGUUACAUCAGAUUGAAGCGGCGAAGUAAGGAUAGCCUUGGAACUACGGAAAUUAACGCCAGCCCGUGCACCGUUACCACCGUACAAGCGCCACGCAACGUCUAUGUUGAACGCAAUGACAUCGAAAACUCUUAUGAAGAGAUAGAACAGAAAGACCUUCACAUUCAGCUCUAUCACAGGGAGGAAAUCGUAUGAAUGAUAUAGCUGAAAUACUUUAUAAAUUUAGGAGCUCUCUGUCUUUAUUUCGUUCUUUCUUUUGCCCUGUUGACACUUGCAAGCAUUGUGGUUCCCGCAUAGUUUGCGCAUGGGCACGCACUCAUGCGGG